Messenger RNA from Funneliformis geosporum, 2757 nucleotides. NCBI's taxonomy places the organism in Eukaryota, Fungi, Glomeromycota, Glomeromycetes, Glomerales, Glomeraceae. The record is from the annotation of a GenBank genome assembly.
AUGGAUUCACUCACACUCUUGCUUGUUCCCAAAAAUCGUAAAGUUGAAUUUAAAAUCGAGGUUAUUAUACAAGAAUUAACUAAUGUUCCACUAGUUACAGGUCUUUACUAUGUAAAAUGGAGGUUGAAAAAUGGAGAAAAACCGAAUGGUAUGACUAGUCGAACAUACAUUAAGGAUCAUUCUGUUGUGUGGAACUAUAAACUAGAAAAAUUAGCACAAAUUGUCAUAGGGAAAGAUGGUGUUUUGAUGCCAUAUGAACUAAAACUUAAAAUUAAACAGGAAUUAAAUGGAGGUAAAGAAAUAAAUAAUAUUGGAAAGUUAUCAUUGAAUCUUUCUGAAUAUGUUGGAUUAAAUGCAAUGAUUCGUAGAUACUUGUUGCAGGAUAGUAAAAUAAAUUCUACUCUCAAACUAACGAUUAAUAUGAAACAAACGAUGGGAGAUACUGGCUAUAAAGUACCGCCUCUCAAAAAAACGCAUAUUUUUGGAGGUAUUGCGGGAAUAAUAUCAGAACAAAGAGAACAAAGUGAACGACAAGACGACGAGAGAUCAACUCGUGCUUUUAGAUCAAGCUUUAAUCCACAUUAUAUGAAGCGACCUCGUUCAAACUCCUCUCUUAGAUCGGCAUUUUAUGCACAAGCAACCCAUGUUACUCCCAUCACGUCAUCAUUAAUGGCAAAUUCUUUCCUUCGAAAAGUUGGAGAUAAAUCACCGACAGAUGUGGUGGAAGAGAUUUUCAUGGGAACGGCUGUGUUACAUGGCGAUGAGGAAGAAAACGAUGAUGUGUCAAAUAAUAAUCAACAAGAAAGGCCUGUCGCCAAUGCGUGGAAGAUUCCCAAGUCAACCGCUGGUAGAUCUGCUAGUCCUGCAUCAGCAUCGAAUAAAUCAAUUAAUGCCAAUGGUAGUGAAAAGAAUAGUCCUUCACCAGCAUCAAAUUCCCCGACUACAUCGGUUAAUUCAGUACAAUAUAAUUGGAAAGUUGUUGGAAGUCCGCCUACAAAUUUGAAUCGGUCUAUUCCACCUAGCCCAGAUGAAUUGCAGGGUUAUAUUGAAGACAAUCAAGAGACAAAAUUACGCAGAACUUCUAAUAGUAAUCCAACUACAUCACAGCGUCAUUUAAAUGGGGGAGCUGAUCUCGCCUCCAGAUUACUUUCAUCUAAUUCACCACCACCUAAAAUUCAAGGUGUUCCAAAUGGAAAUGGUGAAGGAAAUAGUGCGAACGGCGGUAAAUGGGGUGCUUUAGGAGGGUUACAAUGGAGUAGUGCCACAUCUAUUUGGAAUGAAAAGAAUCAGUCACAAGUUUCUAGUUCAGGGUCUAAAACCAUAACUCGAGCAUCUCCCACUCCUCCUCCCGUUUCAAAAAUCGAUGACAAUUCAUCAUAUGAACGAGAGAUGAGCUCACCUCCUGGUAUCUCUGGAAAACUACCUGUUCCCGUUCCUCCUCAUCCACAGUAUCGUCAACACAGAAGCCUUUCCUUUUCGGUUGGGCAACAUGAUACUGAUCUGUUUGGUUAUGCUCCAACUUCUGCGUCUCGCCGUGAUAGUGAAGGUGGCUUACGGUUUGCAUAUCGACAUUCACUUCCCGUUAUGGAAGAAGAAACUGAUGAUAUGUCGCAGUUCAAUAUGAAAUUCCGUGGAAGAUCAAAGUCUUCAGCUGCAGCAUUUAUAUCAGGUCAUGACAUUAAUGAUUACCGUCGUGAUUCUGAACAGUAUUCAGAAUCUGGGUCAAUUUGGAAUAAUCAAGGAUCACAAAGCGAUGGUCCAAUUCUUCAUCACAGACGUUCUGUACCAAGUACUUCUGAUUAUGGUAUGUGGGAUAGUUUGAAUGCUACAAGACAACCUACGCCAGCUUCUUCGUACCUGACAGUUAUGGGUUUACCGUCCGAUCGCGAGCGACUGGAGAAAAUGAGGCAACGCCGAUUUUCACUUUCACAAGUUCCCUCAUAUGGAAACGACUAUCAAACCGCGAUCGAUCCAGCAUUUGCACACCUUGUUCAAAGACGUCAUUCGGUUGCGGGACCAGCAAUUUCUUUUUCAACAAAUCAACCAACGAGAUAUAUAUCUGAAGCUUUGGAAUCUCUUCAUUUAACUAAUGUACCACAGGCAUCAUAUACCAAUGAUACAGGGUAUGCAAGCAUUCCGGAGGACAUUGACGACUAUUUUGAUAACGACGAACAUCGUGCCAGAGCAUGGAAUGAACUUGGAAAAGGUCUUCCGCUACAUGCCGUUCCAACACACGGACCACUCUUUCUUGUUGAAUUUAAAGCAGGUCGUACAGAUUUGUUUUAUGUAGCAGAAAAUAGUGGAGUUAUGGUUAAAAAAGGUGACCUUGUUAUAGUCGAGGCAGAUCGUGGCAAAGAUCUUGGAAAAGUCACCAACGAUUCGAUUAUGCCUCAUCAAGUUCAGAUGUUACAACAACAACAAGCUGAUGCUAUGAAUGAUGGACAUCGUAUGAAUAAAGAGAUUCACCCAAAACGUAUUUAUCGGUUGGCCCAGCCUGCGGAAGUCACAAUGUUAGUAACAAAGAGUCAAGAUGAAGCAAAAGCCAUGUUGGUUUGUCAAACAAAAGUUCGUCAAAAGAAAUUACCAAUGGAGGUUGUCGAUGCUGAAUAUCAGUGGGAUCGACGCAAACUUACGUUUUAUUUUAUUGCUGAGCGUCGUAUUGAUUUCCGUGAAUUGGUCCGAGACCUAUUCAAAAUUUACAAAACACGUAUUUGGAUGUGUGCUGUUAAUCCUAUGAUAAAUAAGCCUAAGAAAUAA